Molecule: messenger RNA, 1616 nt
Organism: Soboliphyme baturini
Lineage: Eukaryota; Metazoa; Nematoda; Enoplea; Dioctophymatida; Soboliphymatidae
Source: the annotation of a GenBank genome assembly
AUGGAGAGCAUUGGCGACUUUGAGUACAGUAAGAAGGACCUGAUAGGCCAUGGGGCCUUCGCAGUCGUCUUCAAGGGCAGGUUGAAAGCGAAACCAGAAGUUGCCGUCGCUAUAAAAAGCAUAACCAAAAAGAACUUGUCGAAAUCGAAAAAUCUGUUGGGCAAGGAAAUCAAGAUUUUAAAAGAGCUGAGCAACUUGCACCAUGAAAAUCUUGUCGGUUUAUUGACAUGUAUAGAGACCCAUUCACACGUCUACUUAAUUAUGGAGUACUGUAACGGGGGUGAUCUGGCUGACUAUUUGCAAAGCAAAGGCACGCUUAGCGAGGACACCAUUCGAUUGUUUCUUCGGCAGAUGGCCGCCGCUAUCAAAGCCAUAAAUUCUAGGGGAAUUGUUCAUCGCGACCUCAAACCACAGAAUAUUCUUCUCUGUAACUUGUCCAACAAGCCGAAUCCGCAGCCUAACGAAAUCCUUCUAAAAAUUGCUGACUUUGGUUUCGCACGGUUUUUGCAGGACGGCGUGAUGGCUGCAACCUUAUGCGGUUCGCCCAUGUACAUGUACUGUGCCAAGGCUGAUCUGUGGUCCGUCGGUACCAUUGUCUUUCAGUGUCUGACUGGCAAAGCACCUUUUCAAGUAACAGCGACAGACAAAGCGCAGACUCCGCAGGCACUGAAACAGUUCUAUGAAAAGAAUAAAAAUCUAAAGCCAAAUAUUCCUGAAACUGCUUCUGAGGAUCUGAAGGACCUGUUGUCAAAGUUAUUGAAGCGAAAUCCGAAGGAUCGUAUCGAGUUCUGUAAGUUUAUUAGUUUCUUUCCUGCCAGUCGUAGCAGCGCCAACAGCUUUUUUCUGCAUCCAUUCUUGAAGGAACCUCCUGCGCUCAAAUCGCUCAUUCCUGAACUGAGCGUCGUCGAUCAGCUCAACAACUUGGCACUGAUGGAGGGUAGCUCAGAAAGUGGCAACGAUACCGACUGUUCCUCACGCGACCCGUUGUUUCCACCGAACUCUGCUGGUUGUUCGUCGACGACGGCGGUGCCCGGUUCAUCGAAAAUGAUCAGUGGUCAGUCGUUUGCAAGGCCAUCGCCGAGUGCCGCUGCUGCUGCGCCAAAUCAGGAUGCGUUGGAUGUAGAUAAUGAUUUCGUUAUUGUUUCGAAUAUGCCUUCAUUUCUCAAAGCUACAAGAGAAACGGAAGAAAGGUUACAUUCGGUUUCGCCAGCCAUUCAGACAACCCAGGCAAAGAAUCACUCUGUUUGCCACGUAGUUCGACCGGUAAGUUUUCCGCUGUCCCUCAAUCAUUCACGCCAGGGUGACAUAAAGAGUCGGCGAUUUCGUCAUCCAUCUCAACCGAUGCCCGUUCCGGCGCAGAAGGAUAACUUUAUGCAGAUGGAGGCCAGGCGACUGGAGAGGUUGGAAUCUGAAAACAGUUUGAACAGGAAUUCGGCGUUACUUCCAGGAGUGAAAAAGUUUACCUCUCGGUCUUCACAGAAUCAUAGUUCUGAUGAAAGUACACCUACUCUGGAAACCUGCCAAAAGCAGCCGGCACAGUCUGGCAUCAAGGUGCCUUCCGUCGCCGAAAUCAUUCCUCCAAAAAGUAAGUUUGCUCUUGUUGCAUUUUACUAAAG